GUGUGCUCUUGUCAGACGCGGCGGUCAGUCCGAUGUGAUCACUGAAGAUCCCGCACACUGGGUGAGGUCCGAACUCCUGGGUGUGUGUGUCUGCUGUCCUUGUGUGGAGACCUCUGAGCACUGGGAGCUGCGGCUCAGAGCUCCUGAUGUCUGUCUGUCCUCUGCCCCCGCCCCCGCCCCCCAGCGUUUUCUGUCCCCUGGUGCGUUAUGUGGGGUGGACGGGCAGUUCCUGCUCCUUCCCCACUGCCGGGGGAGGGGUGGGAGGAGAGUAAGGCCUCUGAGUGACACUCACCGUGACCCUGCUCCCUGCAGCCGUGCCGUGUGGUCUGUGCUGGGGGAGGACUGGUGCAGGUGUUCUCUGUGAUGCUGGGAGGCCUUCGUGGCAUUGGUGUUUGAGAGGCUCCCCUGGGCCUUGUGCGCCUCACACAGAGCCUGAGGGGACAGGGCCUGCACACCUCCUCAAAGGGGGGGGGUCCCUGUCCCUUGGAGUUGGGCUGCAGCCUCAGAUGACAACCCUUUCAGGCCCCUGGGAGGGAAGGGAUGGUAAGGAGGACAUGGCCCUCCUGCUUCUCUGUGCUUUGUCACCCUUCUCCUCACCUGGACUUGUGCACACCAGGGCACACACUCACUCACACAGUUCAUUUACCACCUAGGAGUCACAGCCCCCCGUCACUCACCGUCCUGCAUGUUCCUGCUCACACUAGUUCACACUCACCUGGUCAGCCACUCACAUAUGUUCACACUCACAUGUGCUCAUUCAUAACCCCACACUCAUGCACACUCAUAUCCACACUCUUUGUAUAAUCACACACCAUACAUGCAUUCACAUUCGGUCAUACACUGAUUGGUGUGCGUGUGCGUGUGCACACAUACACACACGUUUGCACCCAGGGCCUGCAGGCGGGUGAGUUGCUCUAAGCUCCUCAUAAAUGUGUGUAGACUCUGUCUUGAGAAGGAGGAGCUGGGAAGCCAUCUGGUCCUCCCCCGGGGAACCUGCCUUCAAGGGGAAUGAUCGUAGAGAUCUUUGGUUUCUCUCUGUGGAUUUUGGAAAAGCCUCCAGAAAGCCCCUGGGAAAUGGCUGGAGCUUCACCCAAGGGGAGUGGGUGGUGACGUAGCCUGUUAGCCCCUGGGAAGGGUCUUGAUGAGCUGGAGGCAUGUGGUUUAGAGCCUGGGGCGCCGAGGGGUCAGGUGGGCUGGGGCAGAGCAGGGUGGUCAGGGGCCAGGGCCCAGGUGGAGCAGCAAAGGCCGGGUGUCCUAGGCUAGCUGGCUUUGCUCCCUCUUGAAGGCAAGGUGAAUGCCUAGGUCAUCCCACUGCAGCCCCACGGGACUGGGACACCAGGUGGCAGGGGAGGACCAUUUGGAAUUUCGGGAUGAGUGGCGCUGGCUCUCUCCAGCCCCCCUGCCCUUCUAGGGACAGAGUGUGCUGAGCCGUGGUGGAUGGGCCCCAGGACCCCAGCUUCUCUUCUUCCAGCCACGAUGGAGUGUACUGUGUUCUUUUUAGCAUCACUUUUCUGCCGGAUGCUCUUCCUUUUUCAACUUCUCUUUUACCCUGAGGUCUCGGCCGGUGCCCAUUCUGAUGGAAGCGUCCCUGGCCUCCUGCCCAGAUGUACACGGCAGCCUGCGCCCUGCCCUGACGUGGCUUACACACGUUCUUGUCCUUUAGAACCCCCUCGGAUUUUCUCACUUUUGUUUGUUUGGGGUUUUGCACAUGCAGUUCUGUAAAGCGCCCUCGAGGUGCUGCACCCACGGCUCCUCUGUCUCCAGCGCAAAGUCCCCGUGAGCUGCUCUGCUCCGAUACCAGCUAUGGCUUCAUGCCGGCUACGUGCCAACACCUCCCUCCACUGCUAACGGCUUUCUCACCUCCAGUCACCUGCUCCAGGAAAGCCUUCUGCGGCUGGGGGGACGGCAUGCUUCCCGACGUCCCUGAGUCCUGCUCACGGGCAUCAGCCUGAGCUCAACCCCUCUUCCCCUCCCUCCUGGUUGUCUUGUCUGCUGUCUGUCCCUGUGAAGCGUAUGUGUCAGGACAAAGCCUGAAAACAAGUACGUCUACAUGUGACAGUGUGGCCCUGCUCGGAGCACAACAGCCACAGGAAAGGGUGAGGGUCUUUCCACAUGCUACCUGGAAGAACUCUCCAAGUCGUCCUCUGACGUGCAAACAGCAAGAUAGGGGCACCUGUCCCUGAACGUAGCAUUUACAUAAAAAUAAGGGGGGGAGGGUGUGCGCGCAUGGGCACUUGGUCCUGCCUUACACGGAAGAAGAAACUGCCUCCACAUGGAAUGAGGUGGGUGAGAGCAGGAGGGACAGAGUCCCUUUGAACUUGGAGCCACGUGAGUGUGGUGCCUGUUCAAGAAUAACCAUGACCUUCACAUAAAACAUGAAAUGCACACAAAUGAAAGGCUGGCAAGUCCUUUGGGCCGGAACCAGCGUCCUUUGCCUAGUGAGCUCAGGGGAGAUGGGGGGCAGCUGGUGAACUGGGCUCAGCCGGGGCGCCUCCAUUCAUGCCUUCCACCAACGCUCACUAUGUGCCCCCCGGGAGCUGACAGCACCGCUGUGGACAAGGAGCACCCCCUCAUCGCCUGGGGUUGGGUUGCAGGUCGCUGGACCACAUACCCCAGACCUGCCAGGCCCGGGCAUCUGUAAACAUACCCCAUCUCGUCCGGCACCUUGCCGGGCUCACCUCUUCUGUUUCCAGGAUACUCGUGCCCUAGAGCAGAGCCCCAGAGCCUGGUGAUGCCCCCCACACCCCUGCAGAUAUUACCCCCGACGGCUUCCAGGUGAGUCAGUCCUGCAGCGCGGUGGCCAGAUUGCCCAGCCUCCACAUCAGCUUCCCAGCACCCCUCUCGCUCCCAGCUGAAGGCCGGAGACCUAAGGAGCCAGCCUCAGAUGCCCUGAUUAGCCAGCUACCUGAUUAAUUAGUGAUGGCGGGGCUCAGACCCCCCCCCCCCAUCAGCAAGUCUCCAUGAAGAGCAUCAGUCACACCUGGGCAGCUGCUGAACCCUUAACAAGGCGGGGAGGGGCGGAGAGGCUCUGAGCCCAUAAGAGAGGAGGGCAGUGGGGCGGAAACUCCGGGCUUCUGUGCUGAGCGAGGGCUGUCGUGCGGAUGGCCAGCCUGGAGGGCCCUGCUAUGUCCUUCCACCGUCUCAUCCACCUGUCCCUGAACGGUCCUGUCCAUGCCCUCUGUGUGCUGGGCAUGGAACUCUACUUGGAUCACAGUGGGUGUGCCCCGGAGAAAUGCAAGUCCUUCACCGUCAAUGGCUCUUCGGGGGUCCUGGUUAGCAUCCACCACAUUUCCCCGUCAAUGACCAAGGAGCAGGUGGUCACAAGCCGGUGGCCUCUGUCUGAUCCCAUAGACAUCCUGGUGCAUAUGAUCUCCCCCAGCUCUGCCCCUGAUGGUGACAAGGUUGUGGUCUCAUACUAUCUGCCUGAUGAUGAGGAUGUCCCCACGGCCACGGCUGUGCUCUACCUCACUGGCAUUGAGGUCUCCCUGGACGUGGACCUCUACCACAGGGGGCAAGUCGAGAUUGUCAACGACAAGCAGGCUAAGAAAAACUGGGUCUGGGGCCCCAGUGGCUGGGGUGCCAUCCUGCUUGUGAACUGCAGCCCUGCCGACAAGGGCCAGAUCAUGGACAAGAAGACCACGAAGGUGUUCUUUCCCGAGGAAAUCGAGAAUCUGUCCCAGAUGACCCUGAAUGUUCAAGGACCUGGCUGCACUUUAAAGAAAUACCGGCUGGUUCUCCACACCUCCAAGGAAGAGGCCGAGAAGGCAAGAGUCUACCGGCCCCAAAAAGACAGCUCGAGCACCUUCGAGGUGCUGCUGGGACCUGGCAAGCACACCCAUACCUUCGCCCCCCUCAAGAACAACUUGAAGGAAACUUUCUACGUUGAAGCAUUGAAGUUCCCAUCUGCCGACUUCUCGGGGCUGAUCUCCUACUCGGCCUCUCUGGUAGAAGAGUCUUCAGACCCGUCCAUUCCAGAGACCGUGGUGUACAAAGAAACAGUGGUAUUCCGGGUGGCCCCUUGCAUCUUUAUUCCCAGCACCCAGAUGCCUCUUGAGGUCUAUGUGUGCAGAGAGCUGCAGGUCCAAGGUUUUGUGAGCACCGUGAUGGAGCUGAGCGAGAAUAACAACAGCCAGGUGGCGUCAGUCUACGAGGACCCCAAUCGCCUGGGCAAGUGGCUCCAGGAGGAGAUGGCCUUCUGUUACACCCAGGCUCCCCACAAGACGCUGUCCUUGGUCCUCGACACUCCUCGGGUCCCCGUGCUGGAAGAUUUCCCCAUGAAAUACUCACUGAGCCCAGGGGUUGGUUACGUGAUCCAGUACCCCACGGACCACAGGGUGGCCAGCCUGGAUUCCAUUGGGAACCUGAUGGUGUCCCCACCUGUCCAGGUGGGGGGGAAAGAAUACCCCCUGGGCAGGCUCCUCAUUGGCAGCAGCUUUUACCCCAGCAAGGAGGGCCGAGACAUGAGUAAGGCCCUGCGGGACUUCCUCUACGCCCAGCGAGUCCAGGCCCCGGUGGAGCUCUUCUCGGAUUGGCUGAUGGUCGGCCACCUAGCCGAGUUCAUGUGCUUUAUCCCCACACUGAAGAAGACUAAGGGCGAAAAGGGCUUCCGGCUGCUCCUGGCCAGCCCCAGCUCCUGCUACAGGCUGUUUGAGGAGAAACAGAAGGAGGGCUAUGGAAACAUGACUCUGUUUGACGAGGUCCGAGAGGAUCAGCUCCUCUCCAACGGGAGAGAGGCCAAUACAAUCAACCAACUUCUAGCUAAUGAAAACAUGAGAAAGCAGAACGACUAUGUAGAGGAAGAAGCGGAGCCGUACUUCCCUGACCUGCUGCAGAUGGUUGUAAUAGGCAAGAGCCUGGGCAUCCCCAAGCCUUUUGGGCCCCAGAUCAAGGGUACCUGCUGCCUGGAAAAAAAGAUCUGCCAGUUACUGGAGCCCCUGGGCCUAAAGUGCACCUUCAUCGAGGACUUUGACUGCUACCUGACUGACGUCGGGGACUUCUGUGCCUGUGCCAACGUCCGCCGGGUGCCUUUUGCCUUCAAAUGGUGGAUGAUGGAGCCUGAGCCCUAGGCCUAGCGCCCCAGCCCCGCCCCAGCAGGAGUGGCCCGUCACUCACCAUUCAACGGUGCCUGUCUGGAAGGCUCUGUACCCUCCCUUCCCCCGGCCCCCCUUAUCCCUCAGCGUCCAGAGGGGUAGCAAACAGACAGCUUGAACCCCUCAAAAACGGUCUUCAGCCGAGAAGUGGCUGCUAAGUCCCCAUUAAAGUUCUACCUGUUCUGAAUGCA
Messenger RNA from Suricata suricatta (meerkat), 5281 nucleotides. RefSeq names its product peptidyl arginine deiminase 6 (gene PADI6). The coding region runs from base 3102 to 5066 and encodes 654 amino acids. Gene Ontology annotation, cellular component: cytoplasm. NCBI's taxonomy places the organism in Eukaryota, Metazoa, Chordata, Mammalia, Carnivora, Herpestidae. The transcript has 17 exons. The record is from RefSeq and is a predicted model, not a curated record. Gene Ontology annotation, molecular function: protein-arginine deiminase activity; calcium ion binding.